AUGUUUCAAGUGUUCUGUUUCCUCAGAUUCUCACAGCUACAGGACUUCUCUCUGUGUCACUGGAUUCGAAACGUGAAUCACGCUGUGGAGGUGACGUCCCGGCGCUGCCUUCACCUGCGCUCCCUGAAGCUCUCUCACUGCUCGGGCCUCACUAAACCAGCCUGGGACAGCCUCGGCCUGCACUGCCGCUCCCUGCAGCGCCUCGACCUGCAGUACUCUGAGAAAGGGUGUUGUCCUAAUUUAGAGCUGCUGGAGAUAAACAGGAAACUGGACUCUAACCUUCGUGAACUAAAUGUGUGUGUCCAGGGCCUUCAGAUGGCGUGUCCCAAACUCAAAACGUUCCGGAUCAUGAACGUCAUUCCCAUCAACAGGACCAUGCGUGGGGUGGAGUCGUGUGGCUUCCCGAGGCUGGAGGAGCUGUCUCUGGCCACCACCUCCUGCUGCUACAUCUCAGACGCAGACCUGCUGCACUUCCUGUUGGGUUCCACUAAACUGCGGGUGCUGGACCUCAGAGGCUGCAACCGGGUCACUCCUGCAGGACUGGCUGCUCUGCCCUGCCCUGACCUGCAGUGCCUGUUCUGGGGACAGUACUACAACAGCAGUGCUCUGACGUCGCUGCAGCCUAAAGCCGGACUGCAGCUGGUGACGCAGAAGUGGGGCGCCACGCUGCAGCAGGUGGAUCUGGCCAAUCAGCUCUUCACGGAGGACGACCUGGACUCCGCCCUCAGCUUCCUGUCGCAGACUCCUCACACGCUGCACUCGCUCAACCUCACGGGGACCAGGGUCACGGCGCCACCGCUCAAGUCACUGCUGAGACGAGCCAGUUCAUUAAACUACCUGAACCUGACGUCGUGCCGGUAUCUGCCCAGAGGACUGAAGCGCAUCUACAGAGGUCAGGCAGACAUCCUCCCUCUACUGGAAAACUUACACUAA
Knipowitschia caucasica is the source of this 933-nucleotide messenger RNA. Lineage: Eukaryota; Metazoa; Chordata; Actinopteri; Gobiiformes; Gobiidae. The record is from the annotation of a GenBank genome assembly.